CGCACGAGAACGCAACAGAGCCAGAAGGUGGAGUAGAAGGAGGAGCGCGCGAGAGUCCCGUUCCAAAUAACGCACUCACACACAAGCGCACGCGACAGCAGGAGGAGGAGCGCGAGCCGAGUCCGGCACAUAAGCAGGCGCGCGCCCGGGUGUGUGUGUGUGUGUCUCUGCGGUGCAGAGCUGGAACACAGCAGCAGCUUCUCUCUGUUUUAUUCCUUCUGCUUUUCUUUCUUUUUUGUAUCCGCCGGAGGGACUGGAGCCCUUUGUGCUGUUAUUCUUCUCAGCGCGCGCGCACUUUUUACUUCUAUUUAUGAUUGAAGUUGAACUUGGCGACAGGACCUGAGAUUCGCGCACAGACUUUUUCUGCCUGGUUUCCUUUGUCACACACCAUGCAGCUCGUGCAGCCCGAGACGUCUUCUGUCUGCAUCUAAACAGUUUUAUAAAGUUUUCCCUGUGUGUGCGCGGUGCAGGGGGAGAAGUGGAGGACUUAAACACACACACUAGUGAUCUGAGAAGCGCGACAUCACAAGCGGCGGCGGCGGCGCGUUUCUGCCACGUUCACGCACAGCAGUGGAGACGCGAUGAGCGCCGAGGUUCUCCCCACAAGCCCGCUCGCCCUGGUGGACUACGUCAACGACUUCGACUUGCUCAAGUUCGACGUGAAGAAAGAAUCGCUGCACGGAGUAGUGAACGGCGGUGGCGCGCGCGCGUGCCCCUCGCGCGUGCAGCAGCCCCAGGGCUCGGUGUCGUCGACUCCGCUUAGCACGCCGUGCAGCUCCGUGCCCUCGUCACCCAGCUUCAGCCCCACGGAGGAGCACAAGAGCAACCUGGAGGAGCUCUACUGGAUGCCCGGUGGCGGCUACCCGCAGCACGUCGACCCUCACGCGCUCGGCCUGACGCCCGAGGAUGCCGUGGAGGCCCUGAUCGGUCAUGCUCCUCCACCGCACGUGCAGCAGCAGCAACAGCAGUUGCAGCAAGGUGGAGGUGGUUUUGAGGGUUACAGAGCUAGCAUGCAUCAUCACCAUCAUCACCAUCAUCCUCACGCGCAGCACCAUCCUCAUGCGUAUGCAGGACUUCAGCAGCACCCAGACGACCUGCACCCUCACACGCAGCAGCAGCAGCAUCCUCAUCAGCACCACAGCCAAGAUCCGGACAGCCCGUCUCCGACCUCUCCUCAGCUCCAUCACCAUCGCCAUCAUGCGCAGCACACCAACCAUCACGGCCAUCACGCUCACCACCACCAUCACGGGGAGCAGCAGCACCACAGCAGCAGUAGUGGCAGCGCGCUGAGCAUCCUGAGUGUCGAGGAUCGCUUUUCAGACGACCAGCUCGUCUCCAUGUCUGUACGCGAGCUCAACCGGCACCUGCGCGGCUUCUCCAAGGACGAGGUGGUGCGUCUGAAGCAGAAGAGGCGCACGCUGAAGAACCGUGGCUACGCGCAGUCCUGCCGCUUCAAGCGCGUGCAGCAGAAGCACAUCCUCGAGAGCGAGAAGACGCAGCUCCUCAACCAGGUGGAGCAGCUGAAGCAGGAGAUCGGACGCCUGGCGCGAGAGCGGGAUGCCUACAAACUCAAGUGCGAGAAGCUGACAUCAGUGGCUGCGGGUUCGAGCGCCGGAGCGGGCGGGUUCCGCGAGGCGGGUUCCACCAGCGACAACCCGUCCUCACCAGAGUUCUUCAUCAUUAACACUCUCAAUUGUUCAGGAUGGAAAAAAGACAUUUGAAUCAAUGACGCUAAGAGAGAGAAAGCACACAAGAGAUAUAGGGAGAGAGAGAUAGGGAGUGAGAGAGAAAGGGAGAGAGCGGGGGAGAGAGAGAGAGAGAGAGAGAGAGAGAGAGAGAAAGAGGACUUUGGACUUUGUUGUUUUCUUUGGACUUCUCCCUCUUGGGUCAAAUAUGUCAAUUUUUUGAGAACAAGACCGUAUGCAAAACUUUUAUGCAACAUCUCAUCGGUUUAUUGCCUGCCUGGUUAAAGAAAAUAAAAAUACAAAUAUAAUGCAUUAAAAUAUUAAUCCUGCAUGCUGGACAUGUACGGUAAUAAUUUCUAUUUUGUACUUUCUUGUUUAUUUUUUCUUCUUAGUGUAUCUUAAUAGCAUGUUGUUGAUCUUUUUUUCCUCUUUUCUUCCCAUCAAUGAUGUUUCUGGGAUUUUUAGACAUGAACCAGUGGCCACAUCAUGCGUUACGACGCCGUUCGUUCGUUCGUUUGUUUGUUUGUUUGUUUUAUUUGUUUGGGGCUUGUAAAUACAUGCAACAGCAAAAAAAAGGCAUUUGCAAGUUAAAAAAAAAAAAAAAAACGAACGACUCGAGCGGAGAUUUGGGAACUUUUCAUUUUUGUUUGAAGAUUUCGGGGCAUUUGAUGUUGUUUUGUUAUUAUUUUAUUUUUGCGACAAAAGUUAGAUAAGUUUGUAUAUGAAUAUUAAGUGCACUUUUUUCAAUUUUCUUUUUAUUUUGAGUUUUUUUUUUUUUUUUGUAGAACAUCCUCAAGGAAGACAUAACAAGAUACACUCUUGUGUUCGACUCGAUACGUUUUGCCUUUGUGUCGAAGGUCGUGCAAAAAAAAAGGAAAGCCAAAUGUACGAUUUACACACACACACACACACUAUGAAAUUCCUUGAGGAGCAGUUUCCCGCUGCGCAGACGCCGGAGUAAAGCGCUGCAUGUUUUCCUGCGUGCUUUAUGCACCGGAGCUGCUCGUGUUUCCUUUUUCAUGUCGACUCGAAGCAGGAAAUGCAGUUUAGUGGCGUUGCAUAAUCCACACGCCUGUUAUAUAAUCCGAACAAAUAUCUACAAGUCUCUUCGUUUUUCACUAUAAAUGUUAUUAUUUUCUCGUCUUGUCAUGUUUUCUGAAAAUGUUCACAGUUUUAAAAUAGAAUCAGAGCAAUUAUAAUUCUGUCAAUUUCCUAAAAUCAGGGUUUUGAUUAAUUUUUGUUUGUUUGUUUUUUAAUUAUUUUUUCAUUUUCUUCUACCGAGUUUAAGCGACAUUUGUUUAAUGUUUUCCUGUAUUUUUUUCUGCCGGUCAGUUAAAAAAAGGGAUUCAGGUUUUGCAAAAUCUCAAAAUGAAAAAAAAAAAAAAAAAAUUAUGAUUUUCUGAGAUUCUGGUUCUGCUGGCCAGAUUCAUUAUAGUUAUGUUUUUAUUUUUUAAUGAUUAAAUUAACAGAACUUGUCAGAUCAUAUUGAGUAAAAGCAUGGUGCUUGCAUUUAAGAAUUAUUGUUGAAAAAAAAAAAAAAAGAAACGUACAAAAAAAAAAUUUAAGAAAGUCAUUAAAUCUUGUUCUUUUUUUUAAGUUACUGAUUCAACUGUGUUGAAAUCAGAUCUGAAACUGCAGCAGCGGGUUGUUGUUCUGUUGGUUAAUUUCCUGACUUAAUGCAAGGGAAUCAAUUUUCAAUCCUGUUUAUAUAUAAAAUAAAUGAGAAAGAGAAAAGUUGUUAAAUUUGAACUUCCAUUCAGGCUGGUUUCUGUUUCAUCUUGGGUUUUUUUCAGUUGUUUUAUGGAAAAAAAUUGUUUCCUAUUUUGCUUAUUAAAGUCAUUGAAAUGGCAA
Tachysurus vachellii is the source of this 3536-nucleotide messenger RNA. It is a transcript of the gene mafba, whose product is annotated as MAF bZIP transcription factor Ba. Gene Ontology annotation, cellular component: nucleus. The record is from RefSeq and is a predicted model, not a curated record. Gene Ontology annotation, molecular function: RNA polymerase II cis-regulatory region sequence-specific DNA binding; DNA-binding transcription factor activity, RNA polymerase II-specific. The transcript is spliced from 2 exons. Gene Ontology annotation, biological process: regulation of transcription by RNA polymerase II. NCBI's taxonomy places the organism in Eukaryota, Metazoa, Chordata, Actinopteri, Siluriformes, Bagridae. The coding region runs from base 582 to 1721 and encodes 379 amino acids.